Molecule: messenger RNA, 8941 nt
Organism: Rhipicephalus sanguineus (brown dog tick)
Lineage: Eukaryota; Metazoa; Arthropoda; Arachnida; Ixodida; Ixodidae
Gene: retm
Product: SEC14-like protein 1
Cellular component (GO): cytoplasm
Source: RefSeq, a predicted model, not a curated record
UGUUGUUUAGGAGUAGGUCGUGUGGUGUUUUUUAGCAUCAUUUAGCCGUGGAGAGUCUGUGACCGUGUCCGUGUGAUGUGUUGGACGAGUGAAAGUCGAAGGUCUUCACGGUCCGCCGUCUACUGCCGCCUGUGACAAAAACCUGGGCCGUGCUUUCCACGUACGCGCGACUCGCCGUGACAUGUUAGGCAUCCUUCGUGCGGCUUCCAAAGCCUCGGCGAAAACACCGCGCGAUGACCAACCUACUACGAGCGCCGUUUAGGACUACGCUGACAUCAAUCAUCCCGUGGUCGCACUGAGCUACGAGCCCGUUCCGAUGACGCCACGGAUUUGAUCGCCGAUCACUUGGCUUCCGUGUUUUCCCCCGUCAUUCCCAAACCCGGUGUUUCAGCUCCGUGCCAAGAUGGUGCAAAAGUACCAGUCUCCCGUGCGCGUCUACAAGUAUCCGUUCGAGCUUGUAAUGGCGGCUUACGAGCGGCGCUUCCCAACAUGCCCGAUGAUUCCAGUGUUUUUGGGCAACACGGUCUCGGAGUACAAGAGUGAAGAUGGCGCAGAGCACGUUAUCGAACGCCGGUGCCGCCUCAACGUUGAUGCACCAUAUCUAUUGAAGAAGAUCAUAGGAGUGGACUUUGUGUACUUUAUACAAAAGAACUCCCUAGAUCGGCGGCAGCGAAUACUUAAAAUUGAAGCUUACAACGAGAGCUUUUCGGCACGAGUUGGCAUCAAAGAAAACUGCACUUAUUCGGUGCACCCAGAGAACCCGGACUGGACCUGCUUUGAGCAGAGUGCCUCUCUCGAUGUCAAGUCCUUCUUUGGGUUUGAGAGUGCGGUUGAGAAGCUGGCCAUGAAGCAGUACUCCCACAACAUCUCCAAGGGAAAAGAGAUCAUUGAGUACUACAUCAAUGAGCUCUUGAAGGAGAACAUCACGUACAUUCCUCCGUUCGAAGACAAGCCCGGCACCGAAGGCAGCGGCGAUGUCAAGGCUCCUGCCCUGCGCGAAAGCAUGCGCAAAAAGUCACUCGGUGAGAAGGUCACUUCGCCGUCGGGAGCCUCCGAGUCCCUCGCUGCACAAGAUGCAAACUUCAAGCUGGAGUCUGAGUACAUUGAGCGGUGCUUGGGUUCGCUCACUCCGUACCAGGAAUCCUGUCUGGUCAUGCUCAAGAAGUGGAUCACUGAAGCGCACCAAGGAAAAGUGCCAAGCGACCAGAUGCUGGUGAGAUUCCUUCAGGCUCAGGACUUCAACCUGGAGAAAGCUCGCGAGAUGCUUUGCCAGUCCCUGGUGUGGCGCAAGAAGUACCAGGUGGACCGCAUCCUCAGCACCUACGACCUCCCAACUGUGGUGCGCGAGUAUUUCCCGGGCGGCUGGCAUCAUCACGACAAGGACGGCCGCCCCAUGUACAUCCUCCGCCUGGGGCAGGUUGACAUGAAGGGCUUCAUCAAGUCCAUCGGCGAGCAGGGUCUGGUUAAACUCACGCUCCACCUCUGCGAGGAAGGCCUCAAGCGCACGGAGGAGGCCACCCACAAGGCGGGCAAGCCCAUAAGCGCCUGGACCUGCUUGCUCGACCUCGAGGGACUCAACAUGCGCCACCUGUGGCGUCCCGGCAUGCGAGCCCUGCUCCACAUCAUUGAGAUGGUGGAGUCCAACUACCCGGAGACCAUGGGCCGCUGCCUGGUGGUGCGAGCUCCGCGGGUGUUCCCAAUCCUCUGGGCCCUGGUGGGAACCUUCAUCAACGACAACACGCGCUCCAAGUUCACCUUCUUCGCCGACACCGGACCCACCGCUCCUCCGGGGCUGGCUGAGUUCGUUGACCCAUCUUACCUGCCUGACUUCCUGGGUGGCCCUUGUCAGACAUCGAUCCCUGACGGAGGGCUCAUCCCGAAGACGUUCUACAUGUCGGAGGAGGACUACGAACGAGAGAAGGCUGAUGGCAUGCACCUCUUUGAUGACACCAUGUACCACUCGGUCAGCCUGGCACGAGGACAGGUUCACGAGGUGGUGAUAAACGUGGCGGAUCAAGGCAGUGUCAUUUGUUGGGACUUCGACAUAAUGAAGGAAGACGUGUCGUUCACCGUGUUGCACACGACUCGUGAGCUUCCCCCGCCCAAGACGACCUCUGCCGAAUCUGCGGAGGGCGACACUGACGCCGACGAGGAGACCGUCGGGUGCACCCAUUCUCCUCUGCCGCUGACCAUGUUGACGCUCGACACACCGCCGUCUGUGGUGCCAAAAGGCUGGGUGGCCGGAGUGGACUACAAGACUGUCGAGCCAUGCCUCACGUGCCACGAUGGCGAGAGUGUGCAGGGCUCCCACGUGACCAAUGCAUCGGGCACGUACAUCCUCCAGUGGCGACACAUGGAGGGACCCCAGCACCACCCGUUCGAGUUUCCUCUGGCACCACACAAGGCCAAGGUGAUGUACUACUAUGAAGUCCUCAAGUCACAGGACUACAAGGGUUCCGUAUCCAGCCUGCAGUCUUCGCACAGCGGCAACACGUGCAACUCGUCGAGCGACCACUCCUCCGCGCAGAGCUCGUGCCCGUCCAGGUGAUGCCAGUGAUGUCGGGACCAUCUGCUCCUGCAAGUCCUGGCACAGUCUAAGGGGAGGUGACAGUCGGUCACGCCCAAGAACAUUUUGCCCCUUGUACGAGGGAAGGUGCCGAUGUCGUCUUCGAACGACUACGGCAGCCAGUGCGUAGUUUGUGCACGCGACAUGCCUGGUGCUGUUUUAUGCGAAUCGAGGGCAUGAAUUAUUUCACGUUGGUCCCGCCCUAGGCAGUACGAUAAACCCCGUACCGUUAAGCGCACAGGCCCGUAGGAGUGACCCGCCCUAUUUUUCUAGCGUGUCCAUUUUAUUAGAGUCUUUCCCCGAGCAGAGCCUCUAGAUUUGUACGAGUCACGCUAGACGUGGCACGCACUCGUGCCGUAGUCGUAUUUUACCCGUAUUCGUGAUUUUUCGUCCCGGCCCGUCUUGUCUAACGUACUUGUAAUAACAUUUCAUUAAAUCGGUGACCUCCGUUUUUAAGCGUAAUCCUCGUCGAGACAUGGUUUUACGGCCUGAGUGAAACGGUGCUCAGAAAUUACGGCAGUGGCCCGUAAGAAAAAACAGCACAACGCAGUGAGCUGUGUUUGAUGACGUUGACGUCAACAUUGCCAGCUGGAAGAUUUCAGCACUAUCACCAUCACUUGGCCCAUGCCUUGACCAUGCCUCGGUACUGUUGUUUGUGAAAGGUGUUGUUAGGGUCUUGCGAAGCACAUUCCAAGAGCAGAGUUAAAAAAACAAAAAGAGACAGGGCCAAAUAUUUUUUUCCACUUUAUGGAUGUGAUGGGGUAACAGGAUUUAUCUUUCCAAGGUUUGCAUUGUCCACAGCAGAGAUGCCAUGACAAUGUCGUUGUCUAUCAAAGUAUUUUAUAUGCCGUGCUGUAAACAUCCUGCUUAGCGAAUAUCGUGCGCAAUAUGGCAGCCACCCAAGAGGCGGAAGCUUUACCUCAGACACUCGUGUCCAAACUUUCGAAGCUACUGCAUGAAAUAUACAACUAAAGUUUAGUGCUUGAUAAGAACGUAGCUCUAAUUCAAGCCCUUUCUGUGACAAGAGUUAUGUAAACUGGCUUAAAGGUUCAUGUGUUGCUCAUAAUAUAGUGUAACGACCUUAAAAUUCUGUGAACUUGCUUCAGUCAGGCAACACUGGCAUAUGAGAUUUGCUUAGUCAAGCGUCACCUUUGUAUAACUGGUGCCUUUGUGGGAGAGCUUGCAUUGUACACGAUUUGUAUGUUGUUAAUGCACCAGCGCUUGUGUAAAACUGUGCUGUCAAGUGGCAGUGUGACACUUGUGUCUUUCUCAAAAAUUGUUAUUUGUAGUGCUGGUAGUAUUUUGUUGAAACCAUUAUGAUGUGACGUUUCCUUUUAAUGGACAGCGAUGAGAUUCAAGACCAGGCCAAUGAAGAAAUAGUUUGAUCGCAAGUUUGGCUGUGCUUGAGCACAGCCGAACUGUGCAUUAGCUGGGCUUGCUGUUAUCUUGGCAUUCAGUUACUGCUUUAUUGCUUUUUACAUUUUUUUUUCUUUUUUUCAUCUUGUAACGACAUUCUGCAUAGUAUACGCUCUUCAGAGUUCAAAGUUAUACUGUAUGUGUUUAGAGUGUUUUAUGAAAAAGAACAAACGUAACUUAAAAAGUGAUCCUGAAAUGAGUGCAUUGUAAAUUACAAACUAGAAAAUACGUAUUGCAAGCACAUUCUAGGUUCCUCAUUGCAUUUUACAGCAAAGAGGCAGAAAAAUGAGCUACUGCAUGAAAAGCUCUGCACUAAAAACACUAUAUGUACUCUGCUGCACGUUAACGAAUGAAAUUUUGAAAGCAAAAAAAAAAAAAGCACAGAAAAAAUGACACAGGCGCACACAUGGACGUAACAAAUCGCUGUAAUGGGACCGAUAUGUCAAACAAGAUGUUAUUUUACUCACAGUAAUUUCGUGCUGUUAAUUCCAUCUUGGUCUGGGUCAAAUUCGUCACUGAGUUGAAUUAACUCUGCUAUAAAGCAAAAACAGUGAGAAAACAAUUUUGUGUCAGUGUGGCUUUGUAAAUGAUAGAUUUAUACUUUGAAAUGUUGUCACGUAUAAUACUAAUGCUGAGCAAAGCGUUUGUGGCAGAGGAUGGCUAUUAGUGUGAGAACCCACUCAUAAGAGAAUGCAAAUGUCUUUCUGAGAGUUAAACUGCAUUCCAACCUUCGUUAAGUUUUGUCUAACAAAGAAACGAACCCCUUGCUUUCAUUCAAACUACAUUUGCGCGAUUUCUUUCAUGGCAGCAUAGAUCAGUGAGCCACGCUGGUUUAUACUAUUCCAGUCAUUAUGCGCAGUUUAAACUGUAUAAGAAUGGUACCCCUUCUCCGUCUUCCCCUGGCUGUGAGGUUCUUAGGCAAAUAAUUUUAGCUGUCUAGAUGAAUUCAGUGUCUCCCUUUAUGGAAAUUGUUGCUAAGGAUGUUUAAUAUGUCACUUGGCCAUAAAGGGAUCUGAGAAUGUCACCUCGUAUGCUUCCCUCACCGAGCAGACCUUCAAUUUCUUGUUGGGAAGUCUGAGGUAAAGCUUCGCAGCUUCCGCUAGCACAUCUUACAUUUAUACAAACAUGUGCAUGGUGGCACUCCUGGUCUUAGCAGCACAGUCAAGCCUCAAUAUAAUGAACACUGGAUAUAAGUAAAGGAUAGCCUUGCCAUUGUUACAGUGUUGCAAAUUCCAGUUUAUAACUAAUUAUCGGUUAUAACGAAGCCGUUUUCAUGUCGGACACGACUUCGUUAUAACCGGGUUUGACUGGUUCUUGUACUAGCUCUUAGUGCAUGUCUAGUAUCCCGACAGGGGAACUCGCGCAGGUUUAGUAACAGGACAGCUGAAAAAGCAUUAAGCACGCACACACCUCACUGGAAUAGUUAGGUUAAAAAUGGUUAGGUUAGAUGUUGCUGAUAUCAGUAGUGACAUGUGAGAGCGCUGCACAAUGGCAGCACAAAGGAAGACAGACCGGAGGAGGAUGCAUCCUCUUUUUGGCUUCUAGCAGUCAAACCAGAUACACGUGACUGUUUCCGACAAUGACUGGCACAAACCGUACCUUCGACCACACACUGUGCCGCCAUUUGCUUUUCGUUUGUGCGCACCGCACACUGUUGCCAUCACAGAGAUUGAAUUCUCUGCCCCUUAUGUGGUGCUAUGGCAGCAGCAUGCUAAAGCCUUUUCUGUUCAUGUCGCACUACAUAGCAUGUGCGUAACCCUGUUGUGUGGGCGAGGAUAUGUGUUAAUGGGUAACAUACUGAGUUGCUAGUAAGCGCGUUCCUUUCAUGAGCUGCCAUGUCAUUUUACAGUAACGUAAUGAGUGCUAAAGGACUCCUCUUUGUAAUAACGUUAAGCAGCAUCCGUAUUUUGUGUAGCUAGCGUUACAGUUUCACCGCUGACAAGGCAGAUGAGAUGAGGAACACCAGUGCACACAGAGAUACAGUGAUUGCCAGUAGCAUUUGCAGUCAUUAAGUCAUUAUCUGGAGCACAUGUUUCGGAUACUUCUUCAUUAUGGAUAGGGUACUGCAGUGUUGGCCAGGGUGUGCUAUGGCAGUUUGAGUACGCAGCUGAAAUAUGACAACACCCUCUGUCAUUUUCAGCGAUAGCAGACGUACAACACAUCAAGGCAUUCCCUGUGCAUGGGCUGUAACGUAGUCAGGAAACUGUCUUGGGGGGGGGGGGGGGUAACAACACCCCUGGCAAUGCAGGCCCCCCCCCCCCCCCUCCCCCCAUUGCAACUGGCAAUGCCUUUGUCCAUAGGCAUAUGCGUUCCGAGAUGCCCACUUAAGUCAGAUGCUGGCCAUAAUGGUGCAGUUGCAGUGUGCCCAACUAGAAACAUGUUCCUCGGCCUGCUGCACUGUGUAUUACAGCACUGCACUUAGCACAGUUUCAGUACUGGUUGCCCAUGGAUGGCACAGUAGCACGUCAUCGUGGCAGAUGUUGAGGUUAUCAGAAUGCUCCUAGAAUGUGUUUGUUGGGAGUAGUGCAGAGCCCUUUGCACCAACAGCUCCUCUUGUAGCAUGUUUUAUUGCCUAGCAGAAGCAGUAAUACAUUGUCGUUGCUGAGAAGUGCGUGAAUUUAUCAGUACUAAACACUGAAGAUCUGAAAAAUUAUAGUAGUUGCAAGCACAGCCUCUUCACUUGGCACAGUGUGAAAGUUCAUGACAAAGCCCAAAAUUUCAUGCAUGUCAUUCAGCAGAGCACUGAAUAUACCUGCAGCUGUUAUCUGACAUGAACUGUAAGCCGCAUUGAUAAAACUCUUUCUUCAUUGUUGAUUGAGGGCUUUCGAACUCUAUCUGAUUUGUCAUUAUGUACGAUUACUGGGUACAAAGUGAUUUAUAGGACAAAGGCACGUGUAUAUAAACAAGCAAAGGUAGGUAAAUCAAUGUGUUUUUUGUCUUGUGGCCUAACACAAGGAAUAAUUCCGCAAACUGCAUAAGUCCUGACAGUGUGCAGUCUUUGCACUUCCUUGACAGGCAGUAUAUUAGAAGGGAUCAUAAUCCUGCUUUUUUAUAAACUCCCUUCCCUUUGCAAUUUCACUUUUCUCGUUUAUGAACACUGCAAACGAUACCAGGCAGGGUAAGCAAAAAAAGAUUGCCACAAGAGAUCUGUUAAUAAAAUGAAAGAGUAAUUCUUCAGAUCCUGGAACAAUGCCGCGAAUACAGGGUUUCUAUUAGCUGCACUGGGUGGCUACAUGGUUCCUCCUGUUCCGGUGGUUAUUAGAAGGCUUUUUUCCCAUCUUUAUGCGUGCGUGCACAUUUUAGUGCCCGAUCCCACACUUGCGAGAAUAUUUCAUACCAGACUUCGCACCUGCUCGUUUUUAUCAAGCAGCUUAUCUGAUGAAACGAACGCCCGGAGUUCCGCGUUGGGUGUUCUUCCGGAUAAACCGCUGGAUCGUUUGCACUCCGAAUUCCGCGCGGAAGUGGAUGCGCUUUGAUACCAUAUCUGGGUGCUUUUCUUGAUAGUUCAGCUGCUGUGAUGGCUGACAGACAGAAAAUCUAGAGUUUGCUUGGAUGUAGCAAUGGCACUCUCCGUCAUUGUACAGGCAACAUGCAGCAUGUGUCUUGAUUAGUCAUUGAAGUGCUGUGUAAAUGUGUGGUGAAAUGAAAUGUAAAGUAUUUCUGUGCCCUACAAAGCUUUGUGUGUGCUAGCUAGCUAGCUCGUUCCUACAGUAGCUUGAGCCGCCCCCUUGCAGUAGAGACUUCGGUUUGUUUCUUCCAUUAUCCUACCGUAUGCCAAAUGCCCCAUCGGCAAAUUUAAAACUCUGCGCCUGUGCUUCCCCUUGUUCAUACUGAACACUUCAAAGCAUGCAUUGUUGUCCCCCAUCUGCAUGUUGAGUGUGCUUCAUUAUGUAAGUCUUCCACUGGUGCUAUUGUUGAGGCAGGCAGCCAAAAACCACAAGCUUCCAGGCAUCUCGAGCUACGUCCAUGCAUGUGAAACUUAGAAAGCCUUUGAGUGUAGAGCUGUGCCAGUACAUAUCCCUUGUUGUUCGUAGAUUCCUGCCCACGAGUAUGUGCAGCACCGGAAGUUGUGGUGUGUUUCUCGGUGCUUCCUCCAAAUAUUUCACCAGAGGGUGUGAGAUGCGUCUGACGACGGUGUAUCGGGCAAUCACGCAGACGGAAAGAGGGCGUGUGUUUCCCCCAGUGGAACUACUUAAGCAAUGUCCACAUUUGCAGACAGGCACAGAAGGCUGAAUUGAACUGCGAUGCACAGAAUAAGGUACUUGCUGCUUCUCAGCUGAAUGACAUCCAACAGAGAGCAGUCAAAAUGUGCACGGUUCUUGUGUUCCAGUGAUUGAAUAUUUGCCACUGUUAUUACCUCCUUUGUUGUUUGCAUCAUGCUGACAUUUUUUGCUAUUUGACUGGUCUGUGGGCAGCAAGUAUGGGCGAUGUCAAUUCGUCUUGCAUGUUGAUGACUGCUAAACUUGUAACACAUACGUAGGACGUUUUGUACAGUGUUACUGCAAAUGCGAGCAUAGAAGUCUAAUGAGCUGUUGUUGCCCACCUUUACAAGCGCCACUAAUGAGCCAGUGUGACAUUAGUAUUGCUCUGUUGCAGUUUGCUCAGACACGCUUCCAAUACUAACCUGCAUUUAGCUUUGGGAUUUCCUUUAAUCAUCUCUGCUGUAAUUGCCGAACUUGACAGACGUAGGGUCCUUUUUGCUUGUGUCUGGUUGUUGCAGGUUAGUCUUUGCUUUCUAUAAAUCUCCACUAUGUAUUUUUACCUGUGUACUUAGCUUGCUUUACCAAGUCAUUUUGCUUCUUUGUUAUUUACAAAAAAAAAUAAAAAAGAGCAGUGUGAUCAUAGCGCGAAAAAAAUUGUGAACUGAGUGCGUCAUCUGUGUUGAAAGCGGGGUGUGUUUUUCCUGACAUGUUAGAAGCGAAGUACACCUGAAAUAAAGCAUUCAGCGUAUUUUUCAAA